AAUGUAACUUCAUUUCUCUUCAGUCACUGACAGGUGCUUUCACUUUUUCAUGUAGGCAUUGAUACCCUUCAGCUGGAUGAGUGUUAGAAGUUUGUGAUCUCAUUUCACCAGAAUACAGAAUCUGAGAAGAUGGAGAACAAAGCCGUGGUCCUCACUAUCUACAUCGUCGCCUUCAUCAUUGGUCUUCCUUGCAACCUUCUGGCCUGCUAUUCCUUCAUGAGAAAAGUGCGUCACAGGCCGGUCCCCAUAGAUAUCCUGUUGCUCAAUUUGACCAUUUCUGACCUUUUCCUUCUGAUCUUUUUGCCCUUCAAGAUGGCAGAAAUUGCUCAAAGGUUCACUUGGCCCCUUCCUUCCUUCCUUUGCCCACUGAUAAACUUCUUCUUCUACAGCAGCAUUUAUAUCAGCACCCUGUUCCUCAUGGGGGUCAGCAUAGAGCGCUACCUGUGCAUCGCCUACCCUGUUAAGCACAAGUUGAACCGCAGACCAACCUACGCAAGAAUUGCCAGCCUCGUCUUCUGGUUUUUGGCUUGUUUCCAUUGUGGUUGCAUUAUCUUCAUCGUUCACUACCUCCCUGGAAAUCAUUGGAGUCAUGUAGAUAACGUCACUUGCUACUAUAACUUCUCCGAUAAACAGCUUGCCGUCGUCCUCCCUUUCCGCCUGGAGCUCUUCUUUAUCCUCUUCUUACUUCCUUUCUUCGUCACCAUUGCCUGCUAUGCCAACGUGAUCCGCAUCUUAAACAGCAUGCCGAACAUUAAGCCCCAGAAGAGGCAGAGAGCCAUGGGCUUAGCUGUGGCUACCUUGCUCAAUUUCACUCUGGCUUUUGCUCCUUACAAUAUCUCCCACAUUGUGGGCUUCGUGACUAAAAAAAGCCCUUCCUGGAGAACAGAGACAUUCUGCCUGACUUCCCUCAACACGGUGUUGGAUCCUGUUAUUUUCUUCUUCUCUUCCUCCACCAUCCGGAGAACACUUAGAGAAUGUUGGAUUGGCAUCUGCAAGAAACUCCGGAAUCAUACAUCGCCCUGUUGUCCAUGUUGCUGCAGGUCUUCUAAGGACAACACCAAAAAAGGUGAAGCUGGUGAGUUAUCUCUUGGAAGCAUCCCCAGUAUACUGGCAGGAUCUAGUACCCCCACGCCUUUUGCAACCCUGGAACCCUCUAUGACAUUAGACGAGUGAUCACUCAGAAAAGUCUCAUACGGAGCAGUAACGUUUGACUCCCAAGGACACCUAAGUUGAAAAGGAUCACAACACCAAAUAUAUCCAAGCGAGGGUGAACUGUGGAAAUAAUGCCUGCAGAAAUUUCACGUUGAGUGACAACAACUAAUGAUCAAAUCAUAUUUGGAAAACUUGCCUGCUGUUCCUGUCUUGCUUGUAGCAACUUUGAGUUAUUUUGACUAUCGUCAGCGAUAAGAUGACAUCUCCUUAUAGUUCUCAGAUUCUCAAGACUUUCAGAGAAUUCCAUGUUCACUUUUUUGCCAAUGGCCCGAAGAAUAAUUUGAGACUUUGUCACGGGUAAAACCAUAAUACGUAUGGAUAACCAGCUGGGUCACUGUGACAGAUUGGUUCCCCCUCAGCUGAAUGGAUACAAAGAUAUACAUUGGUAACACAAUAAUUAUUUUCUCAGAAGAGCUUUUAUGAUGCCGAUCUCCUUAAAAAAAAUUUCACUAGGUGCUUUUUUUGUCGUAAUGAGCUGGUACUGUUCAUAGCCCAAGACCAGUUAGACCAUUUUCUUCUUCUAGGACUUGAUAGCUGCAGCUCCACUUCUCUGAUAGCCCCAAAGCUUGUGAUGGACCACUAUCUCUUAAAAAUAUAUGUCCAAUAUGAUAUCUUUGUUUCAGGGGUGAAAUUCAGCAGGUUCUGACAGGUU
This is a messenger RNA of Thamnophis elegans (Western terrestrial garter snake), 1864 nucleotides long. Its product is annotated as free fatty acid receptor 2-like. Gene Ontology annotation, biological process: cellular response to fatty acid; G protein-coupled receptor signaling pathway. The transcript is spliced from 2 exons. Gene Ontology annotation, molecular function: G protein-coupled receptor activity. The record is from RefSeq and is a predicted model, not a curated record. Gene Ontology annotation, cellular component: plasma membrane. The coding region runs from base 130 to 1173 and encodes 347 amino acids. NCBI's taxonomy places the organism in Eukaryota, Metazoa, Chordata, Lepidosauria, Squamata, Natricidae.